Molecule: messenger RNA, 630 nt
Organism: Rotaria sordida
Lineage: Eukaryota; Metazoa; Rotifera; Eurotatoria; Philodinida; Philodinidae
Source: the annotation of a GenBank genome assembly
AUGAUGCAUCGUUUACGACAUUUCAAAAGUGAUAAUGAACUAACAUCAACAUUACCCGUCCAAAUUCGUAAAGUACCAAAAAGUUUGGAAGAAAUUGUACGAAUAACAAAAUUUAAUAAAUCAGAAAUACGAUUACUUUAUAAAGGAUUUAAACAGGAAUGUCCAAGUGGUGCAGUAACUGAACGUGAAUUUCAAGCUAUUUAUUCACAUUUUUUUCCUCAUGGCAAUUGUCAAUAUUAUACAACUUAUUUAUUUCGUGUUUUGGAUAGACGAAAAAGGAUGUAUUUUACAUUUGAAGAUUAUAUUCAAACAUUAUCAAUAUUAGUACGUGGAACUAUUAAAGAAAAACUUCAAUGGAUUUUUCGUUUUUAUGAUAUAUCAGAUGCUGGAAAAUUAACUAAACAAACAAUUGAAACAAUUCUUCAUUCAAUAUAUAAUCUUCUUGGACCAAAUAAUUGUCUUCAUCAACCACUUACUGAUGCUACAAUUGAAAAACAUUCAGCUUUAAUAUUUGAAAAACUUGAUUUUCAUCAUGUUGGAAGUAUUAAUUUUGAUGAUUUUGAAAACUAUUGUUUACAUGAUGAACAAUUAUUAAAUACAAUUAAAUUACUUUCGACCACAACUAUUUAA